ACAGAAAAAGGAAAGUGCACCACCAUCAACAAACUUUUUGAAUAUGAAAUUGAAAUCACACAACACAUUGUCUCUCUCCACUCAAUUCUGCUCUUCCUUUCCACCUAUCACACCCCAAUGAAUAUAAUCCUCCUCAAAGCUUCACAAAGCUUUUGCUCCACCAAUUCUGACUCACAGGGAAUUACUCUGCUCCUAACUAAUCUGAAUCUCUGCAUGUGUCAGAGAAGGAUUGAUCAUCAACCCUAAUCCAGUACAGAGUCGGAGCACAACACACAAAUCACGACAGCCCUCACACCUUUUGGCUUUGGAACUUUAUCGCGAUUUAAAUUGUUGGUGUGGUUCUGUUUCUUGUAAUUGCACCGGCUGUCAGUAACCAUGUUUAGCUUUAGGAACUCCGGCGGGUUCGCCAGCGCCACUUUGGCCGCUAUGAACACGAUGAUCAUGUUUAAUUUGAUGGGCGUGGUGAACCAGAUGCCGGGCGCGCUGUGCCGGCUGUUCCGCCGCGCGAAGCUGUGGUGGUUCCGUGAGGUGCAGAUCACCAUCCCGGAGCAAGGGCGGGAGUGGCACAUGUACAACCGGGUGUUCUCCGCCGCCGAGUGCUACCUCGGCGCCAUGUUCUCCGACCGCGCGCUCCGCAUGAAGGCCGGCACCGACCGCACCGGCCGCAGCAUCGUGCUCACCGUGGACGACGCCGAGGAGAUCGUCGACGAGUUCCUGCCGGCGGCCAUGGAGAAGAAGGAGAAGAAGAAAGCAGGGGCGAUCAAGGUGACGUGGAGGUACCACUGCCAGCAGAUCGAGAAAGGAUCGGCGCGGUUGUGGAAUAAUGAGAAGAAGUACUACACGUUGACCUUCGACGCCCGGCACCGGCCGGAGGUGGUCAACGAGUACCUUGAGCAUGUCAUGGAGACGAGCGACGCGAUCGAGAUGAGGAACCGGCAGCGGAAACUCUACACGAACUCCAUGGGCGGCGGCGAUCGCCUCUGGACUCAGGUGGAAUUCAAGCACCCGGCGAGCUUCGCGACGCUGGCAAUGGAUCCGAAGAAGAAGCAGGCGAUCAUGGACGACCUGGAGACGUUCAGCAAGAGCCAGGAUUACUACGCGAAGAUCGGGAAGGCGUGGAAGCGCGGCUACCUUCUCUACGGCCCGCCGGGCACCGGCAAGUCCACCAUGAUCGCCUGCAUGGCCAAUUUCCUCGACUACGACGUCUACGACAUCGAGCUCACCGCUAUCCGCCACAACACCGACCUCCGCCGCCUCAUCGUCAACACCACCGGCAAGUCCAUCAUCGUCAUCGAGGACAUCGAUUGCUCCCUCCAGCUCUCCGGCGCCCGCGGCGAGGCCAGGAAGGAGAAGAAGGUCAAGGAGCCGAAGGAGAAGAAGGCCAAGGAGUCGAAGGAGAAAGGGGAGAGCAAGGUGACCCUCUCGGGGCUGCUCAACUUCAUCGACGGCCUCUGGUCGGCCUGCGGCGGCGAGCGGCUCAUCGUCUUCACCACCAACCACGUGGAGAAGCUGGACCCGGCGCUGAUCAGGAGGGGGAGGAUGGACAUGCACGUCGAGCUGGGGCACUGCGAGUUCGAGGCCUUCAAGGUGUUAGCCAAAAACUACCUGGAAGUGGAGGCGCAUCCGCUGUUCGAGAAGGUGAGAGAGCUUCUGGCGGCGGUGAAGAUUUCUCCGGCCGACGUCGCAGAGCAGCUGAUGCCCAAGAACAUACGCGCCCACGACAAGGCCACCGGAUGCUUACAAGACUUGCUCCAUGCUCUUCAGACCUUGCUCGAGAAACAAUCCAUCAAUGGAAUUUGA
This is a messenger RNA of Zingiber officinale, 1800 nucleotides long. RefSeq names its product AAA-ATPase At3g28580-like. The record is from RefSeq and is a predicted model, not a curated record. Gene Ontology annotation, molecular function: ATP binding; ATP hydrolysis activity. Lineage: Eukaryota; Viridiplantae; Streptophyta; Magnoliopsida; Zingiberales; Zingiberaceae. The coding region runs from base 376 to 1800 and encodes 474 amino acids. The transcript has 2 exons.